AUGGAAACACCACAGCUGGUGAAAGUUAAGCUGCUACCCGCACUAAAGCCCGAGGAGCGCAAGCGGCAUAUUGUGGCCAAUAUAGUGCUGGAAGGUCAAACAUCAACUGUGCCGUACAUCGAUGAUGCCAAUAGUGUAAUAAAUGUGACACAACUGCAGGCGCUCGACGCUACACCACCCGGGAAGGAUGCGCGAAAGCGCAUACGAUUUUAUUCGGUGGGGCCGCGUACCUAUCACACCAAAUGUCCGCUGUGUCUGCAAUAUGGUGAUGCGGCUGUGAUGCGUGCGGCAGGUCUGAAGGAUGCAACCUGUUGUCUAUCGACGUUGUCAUGCUUCUUCCCAAUUUUCUGGCUUUGCUGUAUUUGCACUUGGUGUGGCUGCAAUCGUGAAUGGACGACGAAAGGCAUCUACUGCAGCAAAUGUGGUGGCAAAUUGGGCAUCCAACAGCGGCCUAAAUAGGUGUGGUGAAACACUAAAAUUUAAUAAAAUAUAACACCGUGCGGCAGUAAAUUUUACACACGAAAAAAUUAAUAUAUUCACAAAACUUGGGGCCAAAUAUAGUAAAACUGCGUUUCUAAUUUUU
Rhagoletis zephyria (snowberry fruit fly) is the source of this 583-nucleotide messenger RNA. RefSeq lists its product as uncharacterized. The record is from RefSeq and is a predicted model, not a curated record. NCBI's taxonomy places the organism in Eukaryota, Metazoa, Arthropoda, Insecta, Diptera, Tephritidae.